GCUACGGCUGAGGAGGGGGCAAAGCGGGGAAAAGAGAGGGAAAAAGAGUCAGGAGCGAGGCGGGCGAGGACGAGGGCGCGGGCACGGCGAGGUCCCGGCCGGCCAAAGGAGGCUCGCAGAAGCAGCACCCCGCCGCCCGACCGCAGCUAGAUUGUGAAGAUUGAUUCAGGAGACCGCAUUAAUUUCAGGAAUUUAUUGAAAAAGACACUGGCUCUGCCAUUAACAGCCAUGUAACCUUGGAUAUGGAAGAAAGAAACAGCAUUGCCAUGUUGGUGUCAGAGAUUGGAGAACAGGAGGCUGUGUUAACUGCUGAAGGAGUCCUCAGCCAGGCCUCGGAAGUUGACGGGCAAAGAAAAGCCAAAGCAGAUCCAUUGGUCCAUGUCAUCCAGAAGUUAAGCAAGAUAGUGGGGCACGAAAAGUCACAAAAAUGUCUUCUGAUUGGGAAGAAGCGCCCGCGCCCAAGUGUGACACCACUCUCUCUUGAAGCCCUAGAGCACUGUGAGAUUCCAGCUAAAACAGCCGAGUCCCCUGCUGCUGAGAUUAGGAAAUCUGAGAUGUCACAAGCAAAUUCUACUCCAGAUUCUCUUGCCUCAAAUGAUGGAAAGGCUAUGUCCUACCAGUGUAGCCUUUGUAAGUUCCUGUCGUCGUCCUUCUCUGUGUUGAAAGAGCACAUCAAGCAGCACGGGCAACAGAAUGACGUGAUGCUCAUGUGCUCAGAGUGCCACAUGACCUCCAGAAGCCAGGAGGAGCUCGAGGCUCAUGUGGUGAAUGAACACGAAAACAGUGCCAGUAGCCACAUUCAGCCCAGCUCCUCCUGCCAGGGAGCCACAGAAAGAAAGAGUGAGACCGUGGUGGACGUCCCAGUGAGCAUGGGCAUCCCACAGGCCCAUACCGUCCAAAGUGCAGCCGGGGCAGAGAUGGGCAGGAGGAAGUGGUAUGCCUACGAGCAGUACGGCAUGUAUCGAUGCCUGUUUUGUAGCUACACGUGCGGCCAGCAGCGGAUGUUGAAGACACAUGCUUGGAAACAUGCAGGGGAGGUUAACUGCUCCUAUCCAAUCUUUGAGAAUGAAAAUGAGCCCCUCGGCCUUCUCGCUUCUUCGGUGUCUGCUGCACCUGGCGGGGUCGACGCGGUUGUCAUUGCUAUCGGGGACAGUGAACUCAGCAUCCACAAUGGGCCAUCUGUACAAGUACAGAUUUGCAGCUCUGAGCCACUGUCCUCCUCAUCUCCUUUAGAAGAGAGCACAGAGGAGGGAGUGCACCUCAGCCAGUCAGUCACCCUGGACUCUAACGAGGAAGAGACGCUGGAGGUGAUGUCUGAUUCCGAGGAGAAUCUGUUUGCUGAUAGUUUGCUCUCAUCAGCACAGAAAAUCAUUAGCAGCAGCCCAAACAAGAAAGGGCAUGUGAAUGUCAUUGUGGAGCGUUUGCCAAGUGCGGAAGAAACCCUCCCGCCAAAACACUUCCUCCUGAAUGCUGAGAUGGAAGAGGGGAAGAGCCUGAGGCCUGCCGAUGCGCAGACUGGGUGUGGAGCAGCAGGAGACGUGUUCCAUGCUGAUAAAUGUACUGUUGAUAUUGGGGGAUUGCUCAUCGGCUGGAGCAACGCAGAGAAGAAAGAAAGUGAGCUGAGUAAGGGCCUGGCUGCUGACGAGAAUGCCCCACCAGGACGAAGAAGGACAAACUCUGAGUCUCUCCGGCUGCACUCCUUAGCUGCAGAAGCCCUUGUCACCAUGCCCAUAAGAGCUGCUGAACUAACGAGAGCCAGCCUUGGGCACUAUGGGGACAGAAACCUUUUAGAUCCAGACACUGGACAAAGGCAGGUCAGUGGUCCAUUGGCGGCAUACUCAAAAAAAAUCAUGUCUCCUCUUAAGAACUCUUCCGAUGGAGUGGCAAGUUUAAACCAAAGCAGUUCCACUGUGGUAGAGCUCCCGGAGGGAAGGCAGGAAUUGUCAGAUGGGCAAGUUAAGUCUGGCAUCAGCAUGUCCCUUCUUACUGUAAUAGAAAAACUGAGAGAAAGGACAGACCAGAAUGCGUCAGAUGACGACAUUUUGAAAGAGUUGCAGGACAAUGCCCAGUGUCAGCCCAAUGGUGAUGGGAGUUUGUUAGGGUCCAACGUGGUGGAAUACAUCCCGGAUGCUGAGCGGCCCUACCGCUGCCGCCUGUGCCACUACUCGAGUGGCAACAGGGGCUACAUCAAGCAGCACCUGCGUGUCCAUCGGCAGAGGCAGCCUUACCAGUGUCCUAUCUGUGAGCACAUAGCUGGGAACAGCAAAGACUUGGAAAGCCACAUGAUCAACCACUGUAAAACCAGAAUACACCAGUGUAAGCAGUGCAAAGAGUCUUUCCAUUACAAGAGCCAACUGAGGAAUCAUGAGAGAGAUCAGCACUGUCUGCCCAACACCUUGUCAGUAGCUUCAAAUGAGCCAAGAAUUUCCCGUGAUGCCGCUGAUGGAAAGUGUGCUCAGGAAGGAAACAAGUCUUCAACCCAGAAGCAGUAUAGGUGCGAUGUGUGCGAUUACACAAGUACAACUUAUGUUGGUGUCAGAAACCACAGACGAAUCCAUAACUCAGAUAAGCCAUACAGGUGCUCCUUGUGUGGGUACGUGUGCAGCCACCCCCCUUCCUUGAAGUCACACAUGUGGAAGCAUGCGAGUGACCAGAACUACAACUACGAACAAGUUAACAAGGCCAUCAACGAUGCAAUCUCACAGAGCAGCAGAGUUCUGGGGAAGUCCCCUGGGAAAACACUUUUAACCAGCAGUGGAGAGAGAGCUGACCCAACCCCCGGCGGUCCAGAAGACUUGGUGUCAUCCUCAGAGCUGACUUCCCAGCUGCCCAGUGAGGUCAUAGAUGCCAGCGAGCUUGAGAAACUGAGCCCCACGGGCAGCAGCUCUGACAUCUCAGGAAGGAGCUGCAGCCUGGCUACACCGGGCACCGAGUACUGCGUGCUGCUCUUCUGCUGCUGCAUCUGUGGCUUCGAGUCAACCAGCAAGGAAAGCCUCCUGGAUCACAUGAAAGAACAUGAGGGGGAGAUCGUUAGCAUCAUCCUGAACAAGGACCACAGCACAGCCCUGAACGCCAACUAGCUGGGAGCAUGUGGGAGGGACCCUCAACUGCAGGCCAAGCUCAAUGCUGUCACUAGCUCACUAGACAUGGGGAAGCAGGUGGGUGUGACUGUGUUUCAGGGUUUGAUUGAGGAUAGAGAGCUGUGACCCUGUGUGAGCCUCUUCACUCCUUAGUAUCAAGUGUUUACUAUUAAAAGCUUGCCAUAGUUCAGA
Messenger RNA from Phodopus roborovskii (desert hamster), 3272 nucleotides. RefSeq names its product zinc finger protein 507 (gene Znf507). Gene Ontology annotation, biological process: regulation of gene expression. NCBI's taxonomy places the organism in Eukaryota, Metazoa, Chordata, Mammalia, Rodentia, Cricetidae. The transcript is spliced from 7 exons. Bases 243 to 3080 code for a protein of 945 amino acids. The record is from RefSeq and is a predicted model, not a curated record. Gene Ontology annotation, cellular component: nucleus.